This is a messenger RNA of Brassica napus (rape), 1287 nucleotides long. RefSeq lists its product as uncharacterized. The record is from RefSeq and is a predicted model, not a curated record. The transcript has 2 exons. Lineage: Eukaryota; Viridiplantae; Streptophyta; Magnoliopsida; Brassicales; Brassicaceae. Bases 313 to 1287 code for a protein of 324 amino acids.
CGAAUCCUACUAAUGUUUAAACCGAAACCCUAGAAUUGAUUAAGAUUAUUUGCAUACAUAUGAAUCUGAAUAUGGAUUGCAUUCAUACUGUUUAAAAGGAAUCGACCAGCAUGUAGUUUAUAAAAUCUUGAAACCGUUUGCAUUAAGUAGAACUACAUGGCCGUGUGGCUUAAUGAUUGUUUCGCACCAUGGUCGAUUAGAUUGCUUGAUUUUCAUAAAUGCGUAAGACAUGUUUGUGGCCGAGCUUGUCGAUUAUCUUGCGGCCACAUGAUCACAUUGUGAGACUUAAUUUUGAAUGAUGAUGUGAUUCAGAUGUCGAAAAUCUCAAAUAGAGACUAUGCAGCCCUUAAUCUCUCCAGAGAUAACUACUUGCAGUGGGCGCCAGAUACAAAGAUCAGUCUAAGGUCAAAGGGACUUGGUGAUACUAUCAUCAAGGGCAACAAUGAGAUCGAUAAGAAUCGGUACAUGGCUAUAAGUAUUAUACGCCAUCACCUCAUUGAAGGUUUAAAAGAUCAGUACAUCACGAUGGAAAAUCCACUAGAACUUUGGGAUGCUUUACAGCAUAGAUAUGAUCACCAGAAAACAAUGUUACUUCCAAAGGCUAGAAACGACUGGAAGAAUCUUAGAUUCUUGGAUUAUAAGUCGGUGGAUGAGUACAAUUCAGUCUUAUUUAAGACGGUCUCGAUGCUGAGACUUUGUGGUGAAGUAGUAACCGAAGAAGAGUUACUUGAGAAGACUUACUCUACAUUCCAUUCAUCGAAUGCAAACAAUGAGCUCCUGAUGAAGAACAGUGAAGCUAGACUUGUUGGAACAGCACCAUUACCGGAAGCUAAUGAGGUUGAAAAGAAAGAACCCAACGAGUGCAAUUACAUCCAAAACAAUAAGAGAUCACACGGCAAUGGCCGUGGUGGUUACAAGGGGCAUGGCAGUGACAAUUACCCGAACAGCCGAGACAACUACUCGACCGGCCGGAAAGGAAACCACAAUAACCGUGGUCGUGGUUCCAAUUAUGGCCGUGGCCGGGGUAGUUAUGGCCGUGGUCAAGGCGGCAUAUCCAAACCGUCUUACUCGACCAAAUCCGUUUGUCACAGAUGUGGAAUGGGAAACCAUUGGGCCAAGAACUGUAGAACCCCUAAGCACUUAUGUGAGCUCUACCAAGAAAGUCUGAAGAACAAGAACCCGGAGGCUCACAUGGUUCACGAUUCCGGAUAUGAGGCCAAUAAUGAUUCCGACAUUGCUAAAGAUGACCAGAUGGACUUUGAGACUUCUGAUUGUCUCAAGGACUAA